AUUUUGAAUUAAGUAACCCGGAAAUGGUUUACCAUGUACUCUCGAAAUCUUACUUCGAGAACGUAUCUGACCAAAGCUGAACUCCGAGGAUGCUAACAGCAGAAGAAUUUUAUGAAACAAACAGCGUUGUGGACAACAUUUGCAGGCUCAAUCCAGACCUGCUGGUUGAACCAUGUCAGCACAUCCUGAGUUAUCUGCGAGGACAUUCAAAAGGAGUUGAUUCAGGCGAAAUUUAUGAUAUGUUUCAGAGAGCUGGAGUCACACUUGACCACGAAUCUCUAGAGAACGUCGUCAGAUUCCUCUUAUUAACGUUCAGGUCUGCUGGAAAGAGCAAAGUGUCUGCAGAUGAACUUGUGUCAAGGCUUGAAAAAGGCAGCAACAAGUGGUCCAAAGAGUCACUCCAGGUUCUUCACAGUUUGUGGAAUGAAAACGGAGAGUCGGUGCAAGUCCAUCAGGCUACCCGGGACUUGCUCAGCGUUGGUCGGAUAGUGGACAUGCAGUGGAAGCUGAGCAUGGCAGUUAGCUCUGAUACCUGCCGUUCUCUCAACUCACCCUUUGUGACCAUUCUACUGAAGAUUGCCGAGCCGUCUGGGAAGAUCAACCAGAAGGCUUUGGAGAUGACUGUCCCGCAAUUUCAGAACUUUCACAAGCAGAUGAAGGAGAUGGCGGCUGUCAUGGAGACCGUAUAAGACAUAUUGACCCAAAAUUUCACAUGAUUGGAUGGAUGUUUUGUACUAUUGGGAGUUGAGUAAUUCACUAUAUUGUCACCACAUGGUGACGCAACGUCUCAGAAUUUUCAUAAAAUGACAGCACAAAUGA
Messenger RNA from Corythoichthys intestinalis (scribbled pipefish), 819 nucleotides. It is a transcript of the gene commd6, whose product is annotated as COMM domain containing 6. The transcript has 8 exons. Gene Ontology annotation, molecular function: NF-kappaB binding. Bases 90 to 689 code for a protein of 199 amino acids. The record is from RefSeq and is a predicted model, not a curated record. Lineage: Eukaryota; Metazoa; Chordata; Actinopteri; Syngnathiformes; Syngnathidae.